Molecule: messenger RNA, 2045 nt
Organism: Triticum dicoccoides
Lineage: Eukaryota; Viridiplantae; Streptophyta; Magnoliopsida; Poales; Poaceae
Product: cytokinin dehydrogenase 9-like
Exons: 6
Coding region: 265-1830 (521 amino acids)
Biological process (GO): cytokinin metabolic process
Molecular function (GO): FAD binding; cytokinin dehydrogenase activity
Source: RefSeq, a predicted model, not a curated record
UGAAGUCAGAAAACAGUCCCCCAGCAUCUGAAGAAACAUCUGGGAAUAAGCAUUAUCAGAUAUGCUCAACAAGAUGCUUGUCACUCACAAAUCCGAAAGCACAGAGAUAACAUCUUGGCUUGUCCUGCCGAACAUCAAUUGAAUUUGAGGGAUCAAGUCGGCCUGCUCGAUAGCAAUCAGGUUUGCCACUUGAAUCAAUUUGCUAGUACCAUCUGAUGACUUGAUCAGAAGUUCAAUCCUGCUGAGAUCCACAUCAGAAGAGCCAUGAAGCAAUUACUCCUGCAGUACCUGAAGCUGUUCCUGUUGCUAGGGCUUAGCAGAGUCACAACCGAGCACGUGCCUAAAUAUGAUGUGCUUGCAUCCCUGGGGACGCUCCCCCUUGACGGCCAUUUCAGCUUCCACGACUUGCCUGCAGCUGCAAGGGACUUCGGUAACCUCUCCAGCUUCCCGCCAGUCGCUGUGCUUCACCCAGGUUCAGUGGCUGACAUUGCCAGAACCGUGAGGCAUGUGUUCUUGAUGGGUGAGCACUCCACGCUCACAGUGGCAGCUCGUGGGCAUGGGCACUCGCUAUAUGGGCAGUCCCAGGCUGCUGGAGGGAUUGUCAUCAGAAUGGAAUCCCUUCAGAGUGUCAAAAUGCAGGUGCAUCCUGGUGCAUCACCGUAUGUGGAUGCCUCAGGUGGAGAACUCUGGAUAAAUGUCUUGAAUAAGACGUUGAAGUAUGGUUUGGCGCCGAAGUCAUGGACAGACUACCUCCACCUUACGGUCGGGGGCACGUUGUCAAAUGCGGGUGUCAGCGGGCAGACAUUCCGGCAUGGUCCACAGAUCAGCAAUGUGAACGAACUGGAGAUUGUAACUGGAAGAGGUGAUAUUAUCACUUGCUCACCAGAACAGAACUCUGAUCUCUUCCAUGCUGCUCUUGGUGGUCUAGGUCAAUUUGGCAUCAUUACUCGGGCCAGGAUCGCUCUUGAGCCUGCUCCACAAAUGGUAAGGUGGAUAAGAGUUCUCUACUUAGAUUUCAUGAGCUUCACCGAGGAUCAGGAGAUGCUUAUUUCAGCAGAGAAGACCUUCGACUACAUUGAAGGUUUCGUAAGCAUAAACAGAACAGGCAUCCUAAACAACUGGAGGUCAUCAUUCAAUCCACAGGACCCAGAACGGGCUAGCCAGUUCGAAACAGACAGAAAAGUGCUCUUCUGCCUUGAGAUGACAAAGAACUUCAACCCUGAAGAAGCUGACAUCAUGGAACAGGAGAUCCAUGCACUACUAUCUCAACUCAGAUACACACCACCGUCCUUAUUCCACACAGACGUCACUUACAUGGAGUUCUUGGAUAGGGUGCACUCCUCUGAGAUAAAGCUGAGAGCUAAGGGCUUGUGGGAAGUCCCACACCCAUGGCUUAAUCUCAUCAUCCCAAGAAGCACUGUCCAUACAUUUGCAAAGCAGGUCUUUGGGAAAAUCCUUGAAGAUAACAACAAUGGUCCCAUAUUGCUCUACCCAGUGAACAAGUCCAGAUGGGACAACCGAACAUCAGUGGUCUUACCAGAUGAGGAAGUUUUCUACCUGGUGGGAUUCCUACCCUCGGCGAUAGGCCCCCACAGCAUCAAGCGUACACUGAACCUGAACAACCAGAUAAUAGAGUUCUCUAACAAAGCAAGUAUUGGGGUGAAGCAAUAUCUUCCAAACUACAGCACAGAACCCGAGUGGAAAGCCCACUAUGGGGCUAGGUGGGACGCAUUUCAACAGAGGAAAAACACCUAUGACCCCCUGGCAAUCCUAGCUCCAGGACAGAGAAUAUUUCAAAAGACACCAGCGUCACUACCCUUGUCCUCAUGAGAGUUUCUACUGUAAAUAAUGUGGAGCAAUAUGUCUUUUUUUGGAAUAGUUUGAAUUGCUUACCACAUAUGUCACAUGGUUAGCAAUAUGUCUAUGUUAGUAUGGAACUAUAGUCACUUUAAAAGAUAACGAACUGUAGCGUGAAGAACACAGUGUACAGAGUGGUGACUAUUAAGUAGUGGUGAUGCUCAAAAUACUUUUAGCAGUGAGAUCAA